AUGGCGGGCCCCUCUGGUUCCGACUUUGUGCGCUUCACCGGCCACCGGUUCCUUGCCCAGCGCCUUCUCCUGGCCACCCUCACAGGCCGCCCGGUGCACAUCUCCAGCAUCCGCAGCUCCUCACCGACAAAUCCUGGCCUCGCACCGCACGAGGUCUCCUUAUUACGCCUCUUCGACGCCGUCACCAACGGCAGCGCCUUCCAGAUCUCCUACACCGGUACUACCAUCACCUUCCACCCGGGCCUCAUCACGGGCACCGUCGCCGGCGCCGGCGCCACCGAGGACGACGUGAUUGAGCACAAGAUUCCUGCAGGCUGCACACGCGGUAUCUCCUACUUCUUGCUGCCCAUGGCCCUGCUGGCACCCUUCUCCAAGGCCCACGUCAACAUUCGCUUCUCCGGCCCCGGCGUCAUUACUUCCGCCACCGAGACCGGCGACAUCUCUGCCGACGCCUUCCGCCUCGCCAUCCUGCCGCUGUAUGGGCUUUUCGGUAUCCCGCCGGCCCGCAUCGAGCUGAACAUCCGGCAGCGCAGCUGUGCGGGCCACGGCGACCGCCGCGGCAACGGUGUCGUCGAGCUGCGCUUCGCCAGCCAGGUCCGCCUGCCCAAGACGCUGCACCUGCACCGCGGUGCCGGCCGCAUCAAGCGCAUUGGCGGUGUCGCCUACAGCGUCGGCGUGUCCGCGUCCAACAACAAGCGCAUGAUCCACGCGGCACGGGGCGUGCUCAAUGCGCUGACGGGCGAGAUCAAGAUUGCCGAGGCACCGCCCAGCAAAGACGACGGCAACGGCGGCGGCGACAAGCCCGGCAUCGGCUUCGGCCUGUGCCUGGUGGCCGAGUCGACUGUGAACGGCGUCGUGUACUCGGCCGACGUCGUGAGCCCCGCGCAGGGCGGCGUGCUGGCCGAGGACCUGGGCACGCAGUGCGCGCACCGCCUGCUGGAGGCGAUUGCGCAGGGCGGGUGUGUGAGCUGGACGGCGGCGCCGACGGUGCUGACGCUGAUGGCGAUGGGCUCCGAGGACGUGGGCCGGCUGCGGGUGAGCCGGGACGUUGUGGUGGCUGAGGAGGUGAUGGGACUGGCACGGGACCUCAAGGCAUUUGGCGCGAGCAGCUGGGGUCUGCGGCAGGCAGAGGAUGACGUUCUCGGUGGUGGCGACAGCGAGGACGAUGAGGAUGCGCAGAGCAAACAUGAUGUGCUCAUUUCUAUAAAGGGUACUGGUCUUGGCAACGUGGGCCGCAAGGUGGCCUAA
This is a messenger RNA of Sporothrix brasiliensis 5110, 1248 nucleotides long. Its product is annotated as RNA 3'-terminal phosphate cyclase-like protein. Gene Ontology annotation, cellular component: nucleolus. The coding region runs from base 1 to 1248 and encodes 415 amino acids. The transcript has a single exon. The record is from RefSeq and is a predicted model, not a curated record. Gene Ontology annotation, molecular function: RNA endonuclease activity. Gene Ontology annotation, biological process: endonucleolytic cleavage of tricistronic rRNA transcript (SSU-rRNA, 5.8S rRNA, LSU-rRNA); ribosome biogenesis. Lineage: Eukaryota; Fungi; Ascomycota; Sordariomycetes; Ophiostomatales; Ophiostomataceae.